Pterocles gutturalis (yellow-throated sandgrouse) is the source of this 1443-nucleotide messenger RNA. RefSeq names its product 3'(2'), 5'-bisphosphate nucleotidase 1 (gene BPNT1). NCBI's taxonomy places the organism in Eukaryota, Metazoa, Chordata, Aves, Pterocliformes, Pteroclidae. Gene Ontology annotation, biological process: phosphatidylinositol phosphate biosynthetic process. The transcript is spliced from 8 exons. Bases 1 to 963 code for a protein of 320 amino acids. The record is from RefSeq and is a predicted model, not a curated record. Gene Ontology annotation, molecular function: 3'(2'),5'-bisphosphate nucleotidase activity.
AUGUACAAGUUUGCUUUCUGUUUCUUUUCAGCAUUCAGUAUGGCUUCUCCAGCUCUACUUAUGCGUGUGGUCGCCUCUGCAUAUUCUGUUGCGGAAAAAGCUGCAAAAAUUGUUAGAAAUGUAAUGUCUGCAGGAGAUCUGGGGAUAGUGGAGAAGACCGGAGCCAAUGACUUGCAGACCAAAGCUGACCGACUGGUACAAAUGAGUAUUUGUGCUUCCCUGGCACGGAAGUUUCCCAAGGUGACAAUCAUAGGAGAAGAAGAACUGUCCUCUGAGGAGGUAACUGAGGAUUUAAUUGAAAACGGCCACUGUGAAGAAAUCCUGAAGAAAACUUGUCCUGCUCAGUACACAGGAAUUAAAGAGGAAGAGCUUGUAAUAUGGGUUGAUCCCUUGGAUGGAACCAAGGAGUACACUGAAGGUCUCCUCGACCACGUAACGGUUCUUAUUGGAAUUGCUUAUGGAGGCAAAGCAAUAGCGGGAGUUAUUAACCAGCCAUAUUACAACUACGAGGCAGGAGCGGAUGCUGUGUUGGGCAGGACAAUCUGGGGAGUCCUGGGCUUAGGUGCCUUUGGAUUUCAGCUCACAGAAGCACCUGCUGGGAAACACAUCAUCGUGACCACCCGUUCUCACAGCAGCACUCUGGUAAAUGACUGCAUCAGUGCCUUGAACCCAGACAGUGUCAUCAGAGUUGGAGGAGCAGGAAACAAGAUCAUUCAACUUAUAGAAGGCAAGGCAUCUGCUUAUGUAUUUGCCAGUCCUGGGUGCAAGAAAUGGGAUACGUGUGCACCUGAAGCUAUUCUGCAUGCUGUGGGAGGCAAGAUAACUGAUAUCCAUGGAAAUCCAUUUCAGUAUAACAAGGAAGUGAAACACAUGAAUUCAGCUGGGGUCCUUGCCACUUUGAGAAAUUAUGACUAUUAUGCCAGUCGUAUUCCUAACACUGUUAAACAAUCUCUCGUGCCUUAAAGGAGUAAAGCAUCUUCCCUUGGCCUGUAAGGCUGAGAAAGUGAACUUGUUGAAAAAGAAAGAAAGAAGAUAACUGAGCUUAAAAUUUUUGUUUAUAGAAUCUGAACUGAAUUCUUACAUUAAGGUGUUCAAUAAUUUCCAAAUUACAUACAGAAUCUCUAGAUAUAUGUUGGAUCAGAUUGUUUUGCUGUGUUUAGCAGACAACAUGAAAACAGUCACAUUUCUUUAAUAGUUUCCAUGUUCUUUGGGAAUAUUCAUUCUUCAUGACUGUGCUUAAUAUACUGCUAAUCAUAACACUACAGUCCAAAAAUCAUCUUAAUAUUCAGGGCACAAAAUCACAUUAAGUCAUUUACCUGAUCUCGCUCAAGUUUUUUGUUGUAUGUAGUCAGAAAGGGUUUAUUGUGUUAAAUGCAAAUGGACUAAGAAUUUGCCUGGAAAGAUUAGCCGAUUUAUUAUAAAAUUGACUGUUUUGAUUCUUAG